Molecule: messenger RNA, 2595 nt
Organism: Pyricularia pennisetigena
Lineage: Eukaryota; Fungi; Ascomycota; Sordariomycetes; Magnaporthales; Pyriculariaceae
Exons: 7
Coding region: 1-2595 (864 amino acids)
Source: RefSeq, a predicted model, not a curated record
AUGAGCCCCCGCAAACGAGCACGUCGAGAUCCCACCGAGGCAAACACAUCGCGCCCUCUGAUCCCAUCGACAUCCUCCAGUAAACCCCCGACGGCACUCCCAACCCGCGCAAUCUCAUCUUCUCACGCUUCAGCAUCAUCGCCAGCUCUCCCGACGACUUUUGCUCCAUUCUCAGCUGCCACAGCUGCAUCGGCGUCAGCCAGCCGGCUGUCUCUGGUCCAAGAUGCUCCACAGCAGCAACAACCUCCUCCUGUAAAGCAGGUUCACAAAAGCCGAAGCUGGUACGGGUCAUGGCCUAGGGCACCGAGGUCGAAAGCCGGUGCCUCCACACAUGUGGCCCGCGAGUCGAUACUAGGCGGCACAUUGAAGCCCGACACGAUACCAAACCUCACACGGUUUGAUACCAAGAGGAGUACGGACAGUGGCAGUGAUACUCCCGGAUCUCUUUCGCAGUUACCGCCUGUCGAGGAAUCAGACACACCCACAGGUCACGGACAUCCAUCCGAUUCUGGAGCCGCUGAGCCUAAUGGCCACGCUAGCAUCAAAUCGGAUGAUGCGACAUCCGCCACCGCGACUGGCGGAGAUGGCAACCCUCCGCUUCCAGAACUUCAACGGCCUGCAGGCGUGUCUGAACUACCACAAAGGCCUGCAACCUCCUCUGGAUGGCUAGGAUGGCUUGGCCGGUCUGCCGCCCCCGCUCCGGUGCAGACCGUGGAGUCAACAUCCAUUCCGGAAUAUUCCAAGUCCCAGAAUCCGGAAGCGAAGCCUUUACUGGCGCCGAAUAGCAACAAGGAUGACUCAAAGCACCAGAAUGGUAAUCCAGGUUAUGAUGCCACAUCAACCUCGGCCUCACUACCUCCUUCAUCUUUACAACCACCUGCCGAGCCAGCUGCAACUUCUUGGUUCGGGUUCUGGCCCACCAGCCGCCCGGCUCCGCCACAAGAAGCGACCUCGGUUAAAAAUGAUAUUGUUCAGAGAAGUAAACCAUCGUCCGCGGAUCUUGUCACUGAGCCAGUCAAGGAUCGGGAAGAUGCGGCGAUGACAGAUAAUUCCGUGACAUCCCCUGAAGCGCAGCCGGCGGGGUCAACUUGGGCGUUCUGGUCAAGGGAUUCAAACACCAAGUCUACGGGGUCUGGCAAGGGUGUUGCAAAGCGGGAGCCCGGAGAGAUUGCCGUCAUGGGCGAAGGCUCAGAAGCCCACCCAGAACCUGCCAGUACAAUAGACAAUGCCCCGCCACCCACGGCAUCUGCCGUGUCCAAGGCUAAAGAGUCGCCGAAGAAGUCUAAGCGUGUUCGGCCUCAGUCGAUGGAUAUCGAUGAUCCUACUACUACUAACAGGCCCUCGACGGCCACAUCUGUCGCUACCACCAAGACAGAGUCUAGCGUCAAGGCUACGACUUCUGCCGUGGAUGGCACCGUUAAAACUUCGGCCGGGAACCUUCUAUUGCCAUCCUUUAGGUCUACCUACAGGAUGAAGGAAAACCCAUCCAUUAUUCAGCAGAUUGCGCAGUUCCUCCUCAGGACUCAUCAGAAACCCCAGGCGAACCACGCAUUUCUCACCAAGGAGCCACCGAAAAUCAAAAAGGCACUGGCUAUCGGGGUUCAUGGCCUGUUUCCAGCGACUUACCUGCGCCCCAUGAUUGGCCAACCCACCGGCACAUCCAUCCGGUUCGCAAAUCAUGCUGCUGAUAGUAUACGUCGAUGGGCUGAUAGCCACGGUUGCCAGGACUGCGAAAUCGAAAAGGUUGCGCUUGAGGGCGAGGGCAAAAUUGGAGAAAGAGUAGAGAAUCUCUGGAAGCUGCUUCUGAACUGGAUCGAGUCUAUACGAAAGGCCGAUUUCAUAUUGGUGGCAUGUCACUCUCAGGGUGUGCCAGUCAGCAUCAUGUUGGUUGCCAAACUUAUCGAGCUUGGUAUCAUCACGACGCCGCGUAUUGGUGUCUGUGCAAUGGAGAAGCAGCUGGUGUCUCACUCGGACCCUUUCCAAGCUACCAAUCUGGCAUGGUUUGGAAAUCCCGAAAGCGAGGUUUCCAAGCGUUACGAGGCCGCUCUCAAGGCUGUACUGGAGUACGGUGUGAGGGUUACUUAUAUCGGCAGCAUAGACGAUCAGUCUGCACUGCACUCUCCCGCUAAUCAUCCGCUGCUUUUCAGAGCGGUGUUUGUUGAUGCGAGGGUGCACGCUGCGGACUUUAUCGCCCACUUGGUUGGAUUCGCCCUAAAGCUCCGAAACAUGGGCAUCUCAGACCAUGGUCUCAUUCGGGAAUUGAGUGUUCCGCUGGCAGGGUCGCUCUACUCAGGAGCCGGGCAUUCCACGCUCUACGAUGAUCCGCAACUUUACGACCUUGCCGUGUCCCACGCCCUAGAAACAAGCGACGUAGGCAAGGUUCCUUGCGAGAUCGGAAAGCACGAAGGCAUCACCACCAGUAACCCUUAUCAUCUCCCUUGGAUCAUGCGUGGUCUUUUAGAGGAGGACUUUGUCAAGACGGAACUGUCAUCAGAGGUCACGGAGCUGUUGAAGCAGUUUGACAGCUGGAAGCCCGUGACCAAAGCGUUGAAGGAUGUCAAAUAUAGACUAGAGGCCGUUCGCUCAAAGCUUUGA